Orycteropus afer afer is the source of this 1680-nucleotide messenger RNA. The record is from RefSeq and is a predicted model, not a curated record. NCBI's taxonomy places the organism in Eukaryota, Metazoa, Chordata, Mammalia, Tubulidentata, Orycteropodidae.
AUGGCUCUCACUGGUCAAAGCACGGGACUUUUGACUUUAAUAUCCUUACAGACUUACAAAAUUUUUGCCGACGCACAGGUAACGCCAUCCUCCCUUCCCCUUACUCCUACAGCUCCUUAUCCUCCAGUCUCACCUACCUCCCCGGACACCACCUCUUCCUCUACCUCUCCCAUACUUUCCUCUCCCGUGAGCCACCACACUUGUUCCCAGCAACUUCUUUGCCCCUUACGCGAAGUUGCUGGCUCUGAAGGAAUUAUACACAUCCAAGCCCCCUUCUCCCUGGCCGAUUUAUCCCAAAUUGAAAAACGCUUAGGCUCUUUUUCAAAUGACCCUACCACUUACAUCAAAGAGUUCCGAUACCGCUCUCAGAUCUAUGAUUCAACUUGGCAUGACAUAUAUGUCAUCCUCUCCUCUACCCUCCUCACAGACGAAAAAGAUAGAGUCCUUUGCGCCGCCCGAGAACUUGCUGACCAGACCCACCUAACAGAUAACACCAUGCCUGUCGGAACGGACAUUGUUCCAGCACAAAACCCAAGCUGGGAGUACCAGCCUGACACCCAGUCCGGACAGACUGGGAGGUCCCGCAGAGAUAAAAUGCUCCAAUGCCUCCUGGCAGGCCUACAAGCUGUCUCUCAUAAAGCAGUUAAUUUUAACAAGCUCCGGGAGAUUACCCAACUUCCGGACACUACGGUGAAGGUCAGAGUAAGCAGAUUUGGCCAUAUUGGGCACUUGGUCACCAGGACUGCUUUUAACUCUGGCAAAGUAGAUGUUGUUGCCAUCAAUGAUCCCUUCAUUGACCUCAACUACAUGGUCUACAUGUUCCAGAAUGAUUCCACCCAUGGCAAGUUACAUGGUACCAUCAAGGCUGAGAAUGGGAAGCUUGUCAUCAAUGGGAAGCACAUGAUCUUCCAGGAGCGAGAUCCUACCAACAUCAAGUGGGGUGAGACUGGGGCUGAAUAUGUUGUACCGUCUACUGGCAUUUUCACAACCAUGGAGAAGGCUGGGGCUCACUUGAAGGGUGGUGCCAAAAGGGUAAUCAUCUCUGCUCCUUCUGCCGAUGUCCCCAUGUUUGUAAUGGGUGUGACCAUGAGAAGUUAUGACAACUCCCUCAAGAUUGUCAACAAUGCCUCCUGCACCACCUACUGCUUGGGCCCCCUGGCCAAGGUCAUCCAUGACAACUUUGGCAUUGUGGAAGGACUCAUGACCACGGUCCAUGCCAUCACUGCCACCCAGAAGACUGUGGAUGGCCCCUCUGGGAAACUGUGGCGUGAUGGCCGUGGGGCUGCCCAGAACAUCAUCCCUGCAUCUACUGGUGCUGCCAAGGCUGUGGGCAAAGUCAUCCCUGAACUGAAUGGGAAGCUCACUGGCAUGGCCUUCCAUGUCCCCACCCCCAAUGUGUCUGUUGUGGACCUGACCUGUCAUUUGGAGAAAGCUGCCAAAUAUGAUGACAUCAAGAAGGUGGUUAAACCAGCAUCAGAGUGUCCCCUAAAGGACAUCCUGGGCUACACUGAAGACCAAGUUGUCUCCUGUGACUUUAACAGUGACACCCACUCUUCCACUUUUGAUGCUGGGGCUGGCAUUGCUCUGAAUGACCACUUUGUGAAGCUCAUUUCCUGUAAUGAAUUUAGCUACAGCAAUAGGGUGGUAGACCUUAUGGUCCACGUGGCCUCCAAGGAAUAA